Vombatus ursinus (common wombat) is the source of this 1047-nucleotide messenger RNA. RefSeq names its product goosecoid homeobox (gene GSC). Lineage: Eukaryota; Metazoa; Chordata; Mammalia; Diprotodontia; Vombatidae. Gene Ontology annotation, biological process: regulation of transcription by RNA polymerase II. Gene Ontology annotation, cellular component: nucleus. Gene Ontology annotation, molecular function: RNA polymerase II cis-regulatory region sequence-specific DNA binding; DNA-binding transcription factor activity, RNA polymerase II-specific. The transcript is spliced from 3 exons. Bases 39 to 791 code for a protein of 250 amino acids. The record is from RefSeq and is a predicted model, not a curated record.
UUCUUCCUUCUCCUGUCCCCGGCGAGAAGAGUUCGGGGAUGCCUGCUGGCAUGUUCAGCAUCGACAAUAUUCUCGCCGCCCGGCCUCGCUGUAAGGACUCUGUGCUGCCUCUGGCCCCUAGCGCCGGGGCUCCGGUGGUCUUCCCGGCCUUGCACGGGGACUCUCUCUACGCCAGUGCUUCAGACUACGGCAGCUUCUACCCGCGUGCAGUAGCCCCCAGCGGAGCCGGCCUCCAGACUGCGGUCGGUGGCUCCCGCUUGGGCUACAACAGUUACUACUAUGGGCAGCUGCAAGUGCAGGCGACGCCCGUCGGCCCAUCCUGCUGUGGGGCGAUGCAGCCUCUGGGGGCCCAGCAGUGUUCCUGCGUUCCGUCCUCAGGUUACGACGGCUCGGGCUCAGUCUUGAUGUCCCCGGUCCCCCACCAGAUGUUGCCCUAUAUGAACGUAGGCACCUUGUCGAGGACCGAGCUGCAGCUGCUCAACCAGCUGCAUUGCCGGCGGAAGCGGCGGCACCGAACUAUUUUCACGGAUGAACAGCUGGAAGCUCUGGAGAACCUCUUUCAGGAGACCAAGUACCCCGACGUGGGCACAAGGGAACAGCUGGCUCGGAGGGUGCACUUGAGGGAGGAGAAAGUAGAGGUCUGGUUUAAGAAUAGAAGAGCAAAAUGGAGGCGGCAGAAAAGGUCGUCCUCAGAGGAGUCAGAAAACGCACGGAAAUGGAGCAAGGCUUCGAAGCCAUCCCCAGAGAAAAGGGAAGAGGAAGGUAAAAGCGAUUUGGACUCUGAUAGCUGAUAGCCCCGGAAUGGAACUUUGGGAUUUGCAUACCUUUAGAGACUUGCACAUACAAUGCUACUAUCUUGCACACUUGCUGCCUUUGUGGGGGAGAAGGAAGGGAAAUGAGGAAAACUGUAACUGGUGUAAAUAUUUCCUGGUGUUUCUUGUAUAGAACUGGCUGCAGAGAGGCUCGGCCAGUCUAACAACCCCCCUUUUCCCACCCUAUUCUGUAGUAUUUAUAGUUAAAUUAAAGGUGACGAUACAAUAAAUGGAU